This is a messenger RNA of Hipposideros armiger (great roundleaf bat), 2360 nucleotides long. It is a transcript of the gene PTTG1IP, whose product is annotated as PTTG1 interacting protein. Gene Ontology annotation, cellular component: cytoplasm; nucleus. Gene Ontology annotation, biological process: protein import into nucleus. The transcript has 6 exons. The annotation marks the transcript as partial. Lineage: Eukaryota; Metazoa; Chordata; Mammalia; Chiroptera; Hipposideridae. The record is from RefSeq and is a predicted model, not a curated record.
GGGGCUCGCGUGCCGGCGGCGCGCUGGGGUCUGCCCCUCGGCGGCGCCGCGCUGCUCCUGCUGCUCCUCCCGGCCGCCGCGGGGCAGAAGCCGCCCGGAGUGGCUUGUUCUCAGAACACAAACAGAACCUGUGAAGAGUGCCUGAAAAACGUCUCUUGUCUUUGGUGCAACACCGAUAACAGGUGCCUGGAUUACCCAGUGACCAAAAUCCUGCCUCCUGCUUCUCUGUGUAAGCUGAGCUCUGCACGAUGGGGCGUGUGCUGGGUGAACUUCGAGGCACUGAUUAUUACCAUGUCGGUGAUCGGGGGCGCCCUCCUCCUGGCGGUUGUCACCUGCUGCUGCUGCUGCUGCAGGAGGAAGAACAGGAACCGGAAGCCAGACAGAAGCGAGGAGAAGGCCAUGAGGGAGCAAGAAGAAAGGAGGGUGCGACAGGAAGAGAGGAGAGCAGAGAUGAAGUCAAGACAUGAUGAAAUCAGGAAAAAAUAUGGUUUGUUUAAAGAAGAAAACCCAUAUGCCAGAUUCGAGAACAACUAAACUGCACUCCACCGGGCAAGCAGCCCAAGGCCGCCCUCUUUUGACCUUGAAGUGAGCCGGUGGGGGCUGCCCUGGGGGCAGGCCUGCCUCCUCCUGUGAGCUCUGUCCCCUUUUCUGUUUCUGUUUCAUCACUUGAGAUGUUAAGCCUAUCGGGGUUUGCUUUUUGUUUUCAUUGUGACUUUGAGGAGGAAACUGCACAUUCCACUGGCCUGUGAGCUAACUAGCCGCACAGCCCAGCCCCCAGCCACUCGUCCUUCGUGAGUCUGUUCCUGGCCCCACCCUCAGCUUCAUGCAGCGAAGGACAGUUGUCUUUCCUUGUACGCUGGGAUCGACCAGUCCCUCGUCAUUCCCCUAAAACCACAGGCGGGCACUUCCGGGCAUCAGUUCAGGCGGCUUUGUACGUCCAGGGUGCAGAGUCAGCGGCCUUCUGACCUCAGCUGCCGUGCCAAGUACAGACGAGUAAACUCACCUGAAACCGUUUUGGUUUUUUUUUUUAAUAAUUAUUGGAUUUUAUUCCUCCACCUAAAAGAUUUCACCAAAAAACUUUACUAUCAAAUUCAGACCAUUUAUUGGAUGAUUUUUCAAUUUGUACCUUUACUAUUGGGUUGUUGGAAAAGUCAUGACGUAUUUUUUUCUAUGUUUUUUGUUGCUAAAAUGCAUUAUGACUUUUCUGACAACCCAAUAGAACAUGAAGACUGUUUUCCAGUGAGAGCCUGAGUUACAAAUGCAGUUCUAAAACAACCCUCCUGUGCUCCCGGAACAGUGUCAGUCCUGUGUGCAGUCACCUGUCCUCGGGGACGCUCUCCUGGAUUUUGGAGCGUCUCCCUGCCGGCAGGCAGUGUGCGAACCCCAGCCCCAUGCUCUGGGAAGCCCCUCGGGGAGGCUCUGCACCGGGCGGUCGGGGGUCUCCACAGCACACAGAGCCACUGCUGAUUGUCCUGCCCUGAGCUGCGCCCCUUUGGCCUAGUGUGACGUCAGACUGUCCUUCAGAGGCACCUUCUGUAAGGUCGUCAUUGGUGGCCUCCAGGGGGCCUGUGGCGCCAUAUACGGUGGUUUUGUUUCUUUCUGAUGAAGAGGCAUGGCUUCAGUAGAUGGACUAGCACAUGGCUAGGCAGCAGCAGAUGAGGAAGUACCAGGGAGCAGCUUGUCUUAGGCCUGGAAAUAGUCCCUGUGCCAGAUGACUUUGAAUUUGGCAAACACUGAGCUUUGGGAAAGCAGGUCAGUGCGCACGUAGCAGAAGCCACGCAUCCAUGUUCACAUUCCUGCUCCCCACGCGUCAGACAGUCAUGUGCGGGGCCGUGCGAGAUACCAGCCAGCAGCCUGAGGAGCCUUUAACUGCAGAGGUCUGUGCUGUGAGUUAACAUUUCUACACACACUACGAAACUAACCUUUAAAAAGCCUUUAGUCUUAUUUCUCUGACUUCUUGGGCAUUUGACAGCAAUUUCAAGUGCUGUGAAACAUUCCUGAGUGUUUUAUAGCAGCCUGCGAAUUUUCACUUUCUGCUGUUUAUUCAUAGAAGAAACUUUAUAACAAUAGAUUUAAUGGCCUUGAUGUUGCUGCAGUAGUUAAAACGUUCUGUGGAUUGCUCAGUGUGGGCUGCUGUGCGGAGAGCAGAGUUGGGGUUGCUCAGUACAGUGUGUGUAACCUUGUCACGGAACCCAGAGCCCACCGGGCCAUCGGGGGGCCAGCCUGGUCCACGUGCUGCUCUCUGAUAGAGCACUGAGAGCAGCCCACACUUACAGCUUCAAGGAAGCCAGAAGUUUGGAGUGCCUUAAUUUUUAACCAGUUUCCAGUAAAUGAUUUAAUACAUGCUUUCGCUGAAUAUA